This is a messenger RNA of Leptomonas pyrrhocoris, 1868 nucleotides long. RefSeq lists its product as hypothetical. The transcript has a single exon. Bases 168 to 1868 code for a protein of 566 amino acids. The record is from RefSeq and is a predicted model, not a curated record. NCBI's taxonomy places the organism in Eukaryota, Euglenozoa, Kinetoplastea, Trypanosomatida, Trypanosomatidae.
AGCGCCAACCAAUCAACUCAACUGACUCAAAGUCCGUUCAUCACGGUUGGUUGCUCCCGUUGGACCAAAGCAGAAGGAACAGCACAGCACGUGAUCGUGCGUUACUACACCAACAAAAAUUAUUGCUCCGUCAUAGUUAGGAGGAGAGGGAAGGAAGCCAACGAAGAAUGUCCGUCAACUUCGUCGAGGUGCACCCACUGGUGCUGCUCAACGUCGUGGACCACGUCACUCGCCUUCACCUAUCGCACGAGUCCGACCCACCACCCACCGGUCCUUUCUUCUCCACUGUCGGUUUGUUGAUGGGCACGACAAGCGUCGCCGCCGCCGUUCGCAACAACGGUGGUAGUAGCGGUGGCGGUGGUGGUUAUGUCGCCGCAGCUACCACGACUCUCGCUACCUCGUUUGAGCUGCCGUUGAAGCUGAACGACAGCGGCGAGCCGAUUCCCCUCGCCGCCCUCGCCGGCGAUGCCGCGUUUCUGGCGCGCGUGUUGGAGGACGACGUGGACUGGCCCGCCGCGCAGCAGCACCGGGCACUGCUGGACGCGGUGAUGCCAGAGUCGUCGGUUGUCGGGUGUUACCUUGUGUGCAGUGGCGGCUUGCGCAGCGGGCGCCCCGCCGGCAAGCGCGACGGCGACGUGACUUCCACCACCCGAUCUAAAAAGCCGCGGAACGAAUCGCAGCGCAGUGCGCAGGACACCGCGUCGGGUGCGGGUCUUCCACACAUUGGGCAGAGCCUCGCCACGCAGCUGCACCUCGCGGAGCUGCUGCCGGCGGCGGCAGACGGCUUCGUCGUUUUGGUUUUCUACGAAGGCGAGGUGGUGGCUGGAAGACGGGGUGACAGCGGCGGUGGCGGCGGUGGCGGCGGUGGCACGGACGACUCUUCUUCUUCUUCAGCGGCCGUCGCGACGACGACGCCAUCCUCCUCUUCCCUCAGCGCGCGUCGUUUGCCGCUUGAAGCGUUCUGGGUCUCCACCGUGCCAGUGGCUGCGGCCGAAGAAGCCGGGGAGGCCGCAGACCGAAGGAGGGGCAAGGGUGCGGUGCCGGCCCCUGUCGCCGUCACUCCAGCAGACAUGGAGUGGAUCGGGCUGGCGAAUGAGGUGCACAUCAUGCGCGACGUCAGCGCCUCCACCACGGCAACCCCCACCACCCCGUCGAGCGCGCCCAGCUUUCUCCGUCGCGUCAGCGCGGCUCUCUACCCCGCCUCGGCGCAGCGCGUCGGCUCGCCCACGGUGGACACCCCCACGGCUCCCCUGCCAUCAUCAUCGCCGCAGACGGCCACCACCAAUGCCGCCGCCGCCACAACACAGAACUCCAACGCCGCGGACGGUCUGCGGAGCAGUCUUCGCCUUCUGAGCCGGGUCCUAGCGACCCCAUCAGGUGCCUCCACAAUGCAGCCCACUGCACCCGGGACACGAAACGUAUCGGAUAGCGGUUACUCCUCUGUCGAGCUUCUUCGCACCGUGGCGACCUGUGUGCGCAACGUGCCGGACGAUAACGCGGAGCAGCAACACGAACAGCAGCACCCGCAAUCGACCGCCGCGCCCGACUCGGAAGACGUGCUGCGUGCCGUCUUGGCCCUGGAGGCGCAGUGUGCGAUGCGGCUUGCGGAUCUGCAGAGACAGCAGCGGUCCGUCGUGAUAGCCCGCAUGUCAGCGAUGAGCAGUGUGGGUCGGAGAGGAUUAUCGUCGCCGUCGUUAUUAAAGACGAUGUCCGCAAAGCGUGGCGCGAUGCGUAGUCGAGCAGGGGAUGUGGAGGAGGCACGCUCGGCUGCGGCUGGUGCGUGGAUUCCGCCUCGACAUGACGGCCGUGAGAGAGACUCGCUUGUGACGUAUGUUUCCGGUCACGUGUGGCCACACCAAAGCGAAUGA